Molecule: messenger RNA, 510 nt
Organism: Pongo pygmaeus (Bornean orangutan)
Lineage: Eukaryota; Metazoa; Chordata; Mammalia; Primates; Hominidae
Product: small ribosomal subunit protein uS19-like
Exons: 2
Coding region: 1-510 (169 amino acids)
Biological process (GO): ribosomal small subunit assembly; translation
Cellular component (GO): ribosome; cytosolic small ribosomal subunit
Molecular function (GO): structural constituent of ribosome
Source: RefSeq, a predicted model, not a curated record
AUGUCAGACAUCUUUGGGGAGAUUGCUCUUCCCUUCUGUGAUAAGGACUCUGGCACUUAUGGAAUCAUUUUCAGAGGAUCCGGCAAGACGGCAGAGGUAGAGGAGAAGCAGCGGACCUCCCGCAAGUUCACCUACCGCGGUGUGGACCUGCGCCAGCUGCUGGACAUGUCCUUUGAGCCGCUGAGGCAGCUGUACGGUGCACGCCAGCUGCUGCGGCUGAACCACGGCCUGCGGCGGAAUGCUGAGGCGCAAGCCGCACUCGCUGCUGAGGCGCCGACCAUAGGGAAGCAGGAAGUGGUGAAGACGCACCUGCGGGAUAUGAUCAUCCCUCCCAAGAUGGUGGGCAGCAGCGUGGGCGUCUACAACGGCGAGACCUUCAACCAGGUGGAGAUCAAGCUGGAGAUGAUCGGCCACUACCUGGGCGAGUUCUCCAUCACCUACAAGCCCGGGAAGCACGGCCGGCCUGGCAUAGGGGCCACCUACUCCUCCCGCUUCAUCCCCCUCAAGUAG